CCGGGAGCGGCCCAGCGCAGCCCGCAGCUGACGCCGGUCCCCGCGGGCCGCCGCCGCCGUGGCGGGGCCGGGCCGUGCGUGGCGGAGCGCUCCGGGCCGCGCGCAGCCGUUGAGCUGCGGGGCCUCGGCGGAGGCAGCGGAGUGACAAGAAAGACCUUGGCUCUGAAGUCUCUCUGUCAGUCUCCUUGGGUUGCUCUGGCCUGCCCACAUCAUUCCUGCAGCUUGGGUGGCUCUGGAUGGCUGUUGAAGAGGGAUGUUCAAUCUAAUGGCCAAUUGCUGCAACUGGUUGAAACGGUGGAGGGAACCUGUCAGGAAGGUGACACUAAUAAUGGUGGGUCUUGAUAAUGCUGGGAAAACUGCUACAGUCCGAGGAAUUCAAGGAGAGUCUCCUGAAGAUGUGGCUCCAACAGUUGGGUUUUCCAAAAUUAAUCUUAAACAGGGACGCUUUGAAGUCACCAUCUUUGAUUUAGGAGGUGGAAAACGAAUCCGGAAUAUCUGGAGGAAUUAUUACGCUGAGUCCUAUGGGGUCAUAUUUGUGGUGGAUUCCAGUGACAUUGAAAGAAUGGAAGAAACAAAACAAGCCAUGAUAGAAGUGUUAAAAAGCCCUAAGAUAUCAGGAAAACCUGUGUUAGUGCUGGCAAAUAAGCAGGACAGAGAAGGAGCUCUGUCAGAAGCAGAUGUGAUCGAGUCCUUAUCUCUGGAAAGGCUGGUUAAUGAACACAAGUGUCUCUGUCAAAUUGAGCCUUGCUCAGCAAUCAUGGGCUGUGGGAAAAAGAUUGACAAAUCAAUCAAAAAGGGAUUAUUUUGGCUUCUCCAUAUCAUAGCAAAAGAUUAUGAUGCCUUAAGUGAGAGGAUCCAGAGAGACACUACAGAGCAAAAGGCACUUGAGGAGCAGAAGAAACUGGAACGAGCUGAGCGAGUCAGGAGGAUACGGGAGGAGAGGGAAAAAGAAGAAGGAAAUGCACCUGAAGAGGAAGACCCUGAGCCUGGGAAAUGUGGAAACCCCUUCCAGCCUAUAUCUGCUGUAAUCUCUGAGAAUGAAAAACAGCUGGAAAAGGAAAAGAAGAGACAAAAGUUGGAGACUGAAAAGGCUUCAAUUGUCUUGAAAUCCCAAGCAGAGCAGGACCACUUAUCAAGUAGCAGUAGCCAAAACACAAAUGACAGCAGGCUGGAAAGGUGCAAUUCCACAACUGCCCAGCUUUUGCAGCAUGCAGAAGAGAGUGACCAACAAGCCUCAGAAUGCCUUGACUCAGAUAACAAUAAGAAAAAAAGUAAAAAACCAAAAUUAAAAAGGGGCCACAGAGUAGAACCUGUUAAUGCAGAGGACUCUAUUCCCAAGAAUCCUACACCACCAGCAGCCCUUCCACCAGUUGGAUGGGGAACUCCCAAACUUAAUAGACUUGGAAAACUUGAGCCUCUUGGUGAAACACAUCAUCCUGGCAAAUAGAGAGAAGGUGACAAGAAAUGAAAGCCAUAUGAAGAGAUUUCUAUGGAAAGCCUUUGCCCCCGCUGACUCUACGCCAAAGACCCAACAGUGAUACCCAUGAUGUCAUUGCUUAACUGGAGCACAAAGAGAAUUUUAAAAAAAACCCAUAAAUUAAAAAUCCUAUCUUUUUUUUUUUUUUUUACCCUUGAAGGAAAUUUUUUUAUGUGACAUUUUAUCAGCAUAUGACAAUUAAACAUGGAGUUCAUCCUGUUGUACUUAAUGGUCGGACUUUAUAAUUUACUUUUCACAUCACCAGCUCUUCUUCAGGAUUUAUUUGGUUUACUUGUGAAAAGACAUGGUUGAAAACCUGAAGAAAAACACCUUCAAGAUCCCAUAAUACUGGAUUGUACAUUCCCACCGAGACCUUUCUCCAGGUGCUGUGCAGGUGUUGGUAUUUUUUCAGGGAAUAAAUUAUUCUAAAGCAUUUUAUAAGAUUCCUGUAUGAUAGGGUGAAUAUAGAAAGGUUAAACAAAUAUUGAAUAUAUUUUUCUACCUUUUUAUAAAACGAGUUAAAAGUUUGAGUGGAGCUGUGUACCUACUACCAGUGAAAUGAUACCUAGGGAGCAUUAUAAAGCUGAUAGUCAAGUGUAUAAAAAUAAAGUGUAUUUGACUCUUGUAUUUCUUUUACAGUACCAAUACAUUUUCUUAGGUAUUAUAUUACAUAUUUAAUAUUUCUGGCAAUCUGAAGCAGAGGGUACGAUAAAAAAAUUAAAUACAUUUUAUACAAAAUAAUGUUAUUUGAACUAUCUGGAAGUUUUCUUACCUGUUGUUUUCUUUGUUUUGUUAACUGAGUUUGGCAUAGGAAAUAAAUUCUAUGGAAAAAAUAGAGUGAACACUGUAUUGUCUACUACAACAAACAAAAAAAAUCACAUAGUGGGAAAUUUGCACUAAUUAAAUCAUCAGUUUUGAUAGGAAACUGAAUCAACCAGUAUGCAGAGGACCUCCCUCAGUUUUUAAUCUCAGUUAUACUAAAAUAUCAUCUUGCAAACUGAAGAAACCCUGGGUUUUUAAGGAUUUCUUUAAAACUUCCAUGUAAUGUGUUGAAAAUCACAUACAAGUGAUACCUAAACAAGAAGGGUUUCAAUUUGUUAUAUUCCUGUUUAAAUGUUUUUACUAUUAACACUGGAGACAACCAGUAGUGUAUUUGUAAAGGUUCAUUGUUCUGCCACUUAAUGACAGACAGGACGAAGCCCCCAUUCAGGGGUUUUUUUGGAGGAGCAGCAUUUGAUAAUUUUAUAUUAUGGUCUGUCAUCAAUAAUGUGGUUUUACCAAAGGAGUUUAGAUGUUGAAACAAUGUGGUGUGUUACAUGUUUAGCACUUUGAUUUUGGAAAACCUUGCCAUGCACCCCUUGCAGCAAGGAGUUGCACAAACAUCUGCCAUAUUAAAAUGAAAUAAUUUAAGAUUUUUAAAGAGUAUGGUGGAAUCACUCUUAAGGUUACUAAGUUUGGAAUAGGUAGAGAGAUUUAUUCCUCUGUGUAUGCUAGUUUAGAGAAAGGAGGAAACAAUUUCUAUGUGACUACCAGCAUGAGAAUACUUCUGUUGUAUUCUAAUAGUAGAACAUGAUUCAGUUGAAUUAUUCUCAGGAUUUGGUCAUUUUCCCUUCAGACAACACAAUACUAAGUGCAGGGGAGGUUGCACAAAAAUGUGUAUGUGCAAUCUUCACUUUACUAACACUAGCUCUGUUACCACUUAAGUUUUUGGCUUAAAGGCUCUACUUUUGCAGACUUACUUUUUUACAGCUUCAAUUUCUAGGAAUGUAUUAUACUUUUGUUUUCCCUCUUUCCUAAAAUAAAUCAUGGAAGUCUUUAUUUAAAAUAAAGCUAAAUACUGCUGUGGUAACAAAAUUUGAGAAAGUGAAAUGUUAAUGCUUAUAUAUGAACUGUUUGUUUUGUGUGUUGUGUGUGUUGACAUAUAUAUAAUUUUUGAUUUUUGCUUUUAAAAUAAAUUUUACCAGUAUGUGACCAAUGUACUCAAAAAUGUUUUAUAAGUUUUUGUUUUGUUACUAUGCUUUGUAAUUAUUUACUAUGCUGGGGUUUUUUUUCCCAGUAAUUUAUACUGCUAUGACUUUUUAUUUGCUCAAGAUGACAUUUAUGUAUAGAAUAAAACUAAUGCAAAGCAUCAA
This is a messenger RNA of Serinus canaria (Common canary), 3609 nucleotides long. RefSeq names its product ADP ribosylation factor like GTPase 13B (gene ARL13B). Gene Ontology annotation, biological process: non-motile cilium assembly; receptor localization to non-motile cilium. Bases 254 to 1447 code for a protein of 397 amino acids. Lineage: Eukaryota; Metazoa; Chordata; Aves; Passeriformes; Fringillidae. The record is from RefSeq and is a predicted model, not a curated record. Gene Ontology annotation, cellular component: non-motile cilium; motile cilium; ciliary membrane. Gene Ontology annotation, molecular function: GTPase activity; GTP binding. The transcript is spliced from 12 exons.